ACCUCAAGCCGUUUUUUACCUCAACCUCACCAGCAGCUUAGACCUCCAACCUCCACCAGCUUCGGCCGCGAGCACGCCCAACCCCACUGCCAUACAACCAUCAUCGCGAGAAGCUUAGACCUCCAGACUCCACCAGCUCUGGCCACGAGCACGCCCAACCCCACUGCCAUGCAGCCAUCAUCGCCGAGCAGCCACCCUCACCCAUUUUCCCCAUCUCCCGGCUCUCAGAUCUCUCCACCACCCUCUCCCAUUUUCUCCAUCUCUGGCUCUGUCAUCUCCUCGCUCUCACACUCUGCAGAUCCACCUCACCAUCUGUCACCCCAAUCCAUCGCAGACCACCCUCGGGCUCUCCCAUCUCAUUCGGCAUCUGCUUCUCACCAUUGUCAAGCUUGCUCAAACCAGUCAAGUGCUUCACUCUGUUCGCCAACCCUCACCGCUCACCCGCAGCUCCACCAUCAUCUUCACAACCAGUAUGUGGUUCAUUCAUCUCCUCACCACUCUCUCAUCUCUCACUCAUCAUCCAGGUCCACACCGCCAGUAGGCUCACUCGCACAGACUCUCCAUUCUCCCUUCCUUCUCGUCCUCUCUUCUCCGCUCACGCUCCCAGAUUCCCUCAUCUUUCUCAGUUUGCUCCGGCCCCAGUCCAGCACACCACUCUCGGCUGCGAGCACCCCAAACUCCAUUCUCCUUCUCUUUCAGAUCCAUACGGAGAUCCGGCAAAUAUCACCAGCUCCAUUCUGGAGCUCCAUUCUCCACUAGUCACUCGUCACCUACAUGCAACCCAGCUCAACCCGCGACCUCUGUUCACCUCACAGCCUCUACUCCUUACUGAGACCACCUUCAACUACAGACCCUUAAGGACUCUACUUGGUUCUCCCACCAUCGCCACCUAACGUCUCCAUCUGCAGCUCCAUCCAACACCUUUACCAUCUCCACCUCUGUCUCCAGCAGCUCCAGGAAGACCCGUGCUCUCCCAUAUAUAUCUGUCCCUCGUCGUCACCACCACCCUCAGCUGUGAGCCACCAAUUCUGGCAAAACCUCCCUUAAACUUCCUGCUCCAUAUCACUGAUCUAGUCUUCCCCCCUUGCUUUUCCGUCAUCCCUGUUCGCUCUGAUGUUCUGCAAGUUCACAGACGAAGGCGCAUGAGACUGGGGUUGAGUUCUCCUUCGUGUUCUUGAUCUUCUGUGGGUUGAAUGGAUUACGAAGGGUCGAUGACGUCGAUUGGAUUUCUCGGGUGGUCUGGAUCUUCAAAUAAAGAAGCAAACUCUCGUUCUGGCAGCAGGAUCGGUUCGGGUCUCACUGCCUCUUCAUUGUAAUCUGUGGUUGCUCGGCUAUUCCAAAUUCAGCCCUAUACGAGCUUCGCCUUGACCCUUGUUCCACCGUCACCAACAAGAACAAGCUUGAGACCGGGAUAAUGAAUCGUCUGCUAUUUUUCUGAUAAUGUCUGGAGCUUGCAGAGGAAGGAGGGGAGAGAAUCACAGUGGCCUCGAGUGGACGAACAGACGGAAAGGGAUGGAAGGUGAUCUAGUUAGACGAGCAGAUCAGGUUCGGAGAUAGAAGGGACAUUGGUAUUGCCCUGUCUUAAGGAGGAAAGAAUGACGGGGGACGAAGGGAGCAAUUUAAUGAUCUGAAGACGUUCUUCCACAUUAGGACUCCAUCAGAGAUCGGUCUCCAGCGUAUGCCAUCAUUACUCUUCGGGUAGUUUGCUGGAAAAGAAGAAGCUUGACGGAGUGAAUUAAAAGGCGAAGCAAUAAACUAUACAAUUUAUAGGAGCUUCAGUCUCAAACAAUCAUGUCUGGGAUCCUUUCUGUCUCACCUUUAGUUUUACCUCAUUUAGUCACAGCUUCAAGGAGGAUUGUUAGAAUGGCUGCAAUUGAUACUGGAAUUCCUAGAUUUUCAUCUGAGUCCAUGGUCAUAAAGCCUCCAUCACACCCUACCUAUGAUUUUAAAGGCAUCAUUAAGCUGGCCCUUGCUGAAGAUGCUGGUGAUCGAGGAGAUGUGACAUGUUUGGCCACCAUCCCAAUUGAUAUGGAAGUGGAAGCCCAUUUCUUGGCAAAGGAGGAUGGUAUCAUUGCUGGAAUUGCACUUGCAGAUAUGAUAUUUGAAGAGGUUGAUCCUUCAUUGAAGGUAGAGUGGUCUCAAAAGGAUGGGGAUUAUAUUCACAAGGGGCUGCAAUUUGGCAAAGUGUUUGGACAGGCACAUAACGUUGUUGUGGCUGAAAGGGUUGUGUUGAAUUUCAUGCAGAGAAUGAGCGGAAUAGCAACUCUAACUAAGGCAAUGGCAGAUGCUGCACAUCCUGCAUGCAUUUUAGAGACGAGGAAAACGGCCCCUGGUCUACGUUUGGUGGAUAAGUGGGCGGUUUUAAUUGGUGGAGGGCGGAAUCACAGAAUGGGUUUAUUUGACAUGGUAUUGAUAAAAGAUAAUCACAUAUCAGUUGCUGGAGGUGUCAUAAAUGCUAUCAAAUCUGUUGACCUAUAUCUAGAGCAAAGGAGUCUUCAGAUGGAGGUUGAGAUUGAAACCAGGACACUUGAGGAAGUAAAGGAGGUAUUGCAUUAUGCAUCUGAAAAAAAAACGUCCUUGACCCGGAUAAUGUUGGAUAAUAUGGUUGUCCCACAACCAAAUGGGGAUAUUGAUAUAUCUAUGCUUAAAGAAGCUGUGGAUCUAAUCAAUGGGAGAUUUGAGACUGAGGCAUCAGGCAAUGUUACGCUUGAAACAGUACACAAAAUUGGACAAGCAGGGGUGACCUAUAUAUCUAGUGGAGCACUCACCCAUUCUGUGAAAGCACUCGACAUCUCUCUCAAAAUUGAUACUGAGCUUGCCCUUAAAGUGGGAAGGCGUACUAAUCGAGCAUGAUCAUGGUUUGUUUUAUGUUGUGCUUUUUAAUCCCCUUAUUUAUCAGUUAUGUUGAACUGACGUCCAACAAGAAAGGAAAAAGUAUUUCAUGAGACUUUUUGUCAGACUUUCUUGUAACACAUCAAGAACAAGAGGACACAUGCUUAAAAAAUUGUUAUUAAAGAUCCUUCAGUGCA
This is a messenger RNA of Malania oleifera, 3029 nucleotides long. RefSeq names its product nicotinate-nucleotide pyrophosphorylase [carboxylating], chloroplastic. Gene Ontology annotation, molecular function: nicotinate-nucleotide diphosphorylase (carboxylating) activity. The coding region runs from base 1792 to 2853 and encodes 353 amino acids. Gene Ontology annotation, biological process: NAD+ biosynthetic process; quinolinate catabolic process. The record is from RefSeq and is a predicted model, not a curated record. Gene Ontology annotation, cellular component: cytoplasm. The transcript is spliced from 13 exons. NCBI's taxonomy places the organism in Eukaryota, Viridiplantae, Streptophyta, Magnoliopsida, Santalales, Ximeniaceae.